Messenger RNA from Hydatigera taeniaeformis, 2850 nucleotides. The record is from the annotation of a GenBank genome assembly. NCBI's taxonomy places the organism in Eukaryota, Metazoa, Platyhelminthes, Cestoda, Cyclophyllidea, Taeniidae.
CGGAAGUCAUUGGCGAAAGGUAAACACCCUGUUUCCGUUGCAAAGGCUUCAAAUACAUCAAGUAGAAUCAUGGGCCGUGUGGCUAGGGGUGAGAAAACAAAGACGGGAGCUAAACGAACUCGUGGCAGACCACGCACCAAGGAUCCAAAACCUACACUAGGGACUAAACGUCAUAAACCCUCAAGUGCUAGUUCUGCCAACGGGACGAAAAGUCCUCAAAGAGACACCAGUUUGAGUCCAACACAUCAGGAACCGCCUCAGCUUGAGCCAAUGCCGGCUGUGGAUGAAGAUGACGACCUCGACAUUCCAAUUAGCUUUCCUUCCCUCAUUUCCGUUGACGAUCAUCUUCGUCCGGGAAAGUGUAUUAUUAUUUGUCCUGUGGCGAAUUGUCGUAAAAAGUUUUCUAAUCCCAUCGAACUGGUAUCUCACCUACGAGUUUAUCACGAAAAUGACACCUUUUCAUCAGUAAAAAUUCACACUUGUCCCAUUUGUCUUAAAACACGCUUCAGUUCGCACACUACCAGUUCCGAUUUAACCCUUCUCUCAGAGCAUGCAGCACGCUAUCAUGGACAGACUCUGAAACAGACUGAAUUUAUCUACUUUUGUACCAUCGUUUUGGAUGUUGUAACUGGAGAUAAGGCCACACAGAAGAAGGAGGAAAACAAUCUUUUGAAGAAGGAGGCCAGUUGCAUGAUCCAGCAGUCUAGUUCGGAUGGUCAAUACUGUCCUAUUCUUCCUCUAGUGCCUAAUUCUACUGCAACAGAAAUUCGUGCUGAUGUAAAUUCGCCCAAAGUUGCGCGUGUCACCACGGACAGUCUAGGCCUUCGAAUGCCUUCUGCGGCGAGUCAUUUUAUUCAAAUCUCCCCAAUGUCACAGCGUCUGGCAAACAGUACUGUCAAUAGUGCUGCUGCCUGUACUACGGCUCCCCAGCCGGUGUUUGCUGCACUGGCAGCUGUUGCAGGUCAGCUGUCAACCGGAGGACCACCGACCUUGCUUCUUUCCUCCGCCCCGUCUACCACUGCUAACAGUGUCACCGUUCCCGCCUCUACUACAACUGUCUCUGAACAGCCCAUUCUCAUAGCCCCUACUGGUGGAAUCUGUGCUGGUACCAAUUCAGCUAAACCCCUCCCAGGUCAGUUUGAAUUGUCUGUGCACAUUAGUAAUGCUAGUCUUGAGGUGACGAUUGUUCCCCUUUCGAUUCUCCCCCUUCUGUUAGUGCUUAUUACCUCCUCAUCAACUGUCCAAUCGUCUCCAUCAGACGCUAGCCAGACAAACACAAUGACCUCCUCACUACAUCCACAGUCGUCCAAUGCAGCAGCUGCCAUAGCGACAUUGAAGCAGCUCAUCCAGUCCGCCUCAGCGGCUGUGAAAUCCCACCAGUCAUCUCCGGUGGUGGCCCACGGCUCCACCUCGGUGACUUGGACUCCUGCUGUAGUCUCCUCGGCUGCCAACACCUUUUUAUCUUCUAUUCCUUCUGUUCAACCCACUACCGCCCAACCUAGCAGUAUUUCUGCGGCCAAGGUGGUGACCAAAGUAGAACAGCCAUCUUCUACCCCAGUGGGCUAUCCGUUUGUUCAGGGAGCUGCCAUGGUAACCUCACCAGGGUCGGAAUUGGACUCAAAUUCCGAUCUAAGUUCCUUUGCCUCCGCCAAUGCUGAUCUUCUGACUUUGGCUCGACUCUCCGUAAAUCAGGCCUCUGCUGAAGCCAUAAAUAACGGCAGUGGCAACAAUUCCAUCAGUAGCAAUAAUAGUAGCAGUGUUCAGGAAACCCCACCGCCGCCUCCUUUACCACCACCCCCACCACCACAGCCGUCUCAACCGAGCCAGCCGGCAGCUUCUCCCACUUCACGAAAUCGCCGUCUCCUGCCACGUAAAACAACUUCUGCCACGACCACUGCUUCGGUCAGUGCUCCCAUUCUUCUCCGUAAGCGUGUUGCUCUCCCACCAUUGGCGGUAAAGCCUCCCAAAGAGUCCAUAAAUUCCACGCCGAAUUCCACGGCACUGCCAGCACCAGCAACCACUCAACAACCAAAUCCACCGACCUCUGCUCAUUCGGCUCUUGUCGGCGGUGUUGGUAGUGUGGACAGCGUGACGGCAUCUGAUGAAGCGCCGGUAAUGACCGCAGCUCUAAUUAACCCCUCCUGCUCCGCAUCAGCCACCACCACCCUCAUUCCCUCGAGUCUGGGCAGCAUGUUGGCGAAGUCGCGGUUGUUACAAGCCAGUUCCUCGCCAUCAACCUAUAUUAGUGUGCAGCCCCGACCUGCUCCGCUGUCUGUUGUGGCCUCUGCGAGUAACCAACAUCACCAAUCAUCGUAUCAACAGCAAUCACAGCAACAACAGUCGCAGCAACAUCUCAUCCAGCGGGUGGUGCCCACUAUUCGACCCGCCCCCCUUCAAAAGAUCCUUCCACGGCCCAAUACCACCACUAUCCCAGUUACCACUCCUACCUCCAUUUCCGCACCUGUCACUUCCACAACCAGCGCCACUGUUAGUGGCAAGGAAAUGCGGCCGCUGCUCUACUCAGUCUCAGCACCGUUGAUAGCCCAGGCACCAGUUACUGUGACUGCGAACGCCAUUGUUACGACACAAGCUGGCAGUGGGAGUGUGAUAGCCCCUGCACCUGUUCCCACUACUACCACUUCCACCAACACUCCAAUCAAGGCAUCAGCAACAGUCUCUUUCUCCCAGGUAAAUGGGAACGGUGCUGCGGUGACCACUACGCCUUCUAGCGCCGUCGUUGCAGCUUCCACCACGAACACCCCAAAUACCGCAGCAGCAAGCAACUCCGCAUCCUCAGAUGAGGGUCCCAGUGCCCUGGUCAUCUGCACCUCGCCUUCCGAGUUAAAGUAA